Molecule: messenger RNA, 463 nt
Organism: Caenorhabditis sp. 36 PRJEB53466
Lineage: Eukaryota; Metazoa; Nematoda; Chromadorea; Rhabditida; Rhabditidae
Source: the annotation of a GenBank genome assembly
AUGGCUCGUACCAAGCAAACCGCCCGUAAAUCGACCGGAGGAAAGGCUCCGCGUAAGCAGCUCGCCACCAAGGCCGCCCGUAAAUCGGCGCCAACCACCGGCGGAGUCAAGAAGCCGCAUCGCUAUCGUCCGGGAACCGUCGCUCUCCGCGAGAUUCGCCGCUACCAAAAGUCGACGGAGCUGCUGAUCCGCAAGCUUCCGUUCCAACGUCUCGUCCGUGAGAUCGCCCAGGACUUCAAGACCGAUCUGCGCUUCCAGUCGGCCGCCAUCGGAGCUCUUCAGGUAGGAAUUUCCGCGUUUUUAAGUCAGUUUUCUCAUUUUUUGCGUAUUUCAGGAGGCUUCCGAAGCCUACCUCGUCGGACUGUUCGAGGACACCAACCUGUGCGCGAUCCACGCUAAACGCGUCACCAUCAUGCCGAAGGACAUGCAGCUGGCCCGUCGCAUCCGCGGAGAGCGCGCCUAA